This is a messenger RNA of Pistacia vera, 1524 nucleotides long. Its product is annotated as tetratricopeptide repeat protein 5-like. The transcript is spliced from 13 exons. Gene Ontology annotation, molecular function: protein binding. NCBI's taxonomy places the organism in Eukaryota, Viridiplantae, Streptophyta, Magnoliopsida, Sapindales, Anacardiaceae. The record is from RefSeq and is a predicted model, not a curated record. The coding region runs from base 58 to 1320 and encodes 420 amino acids.
CCAAGUAAUCACUCUUUAAAACCCUUCUCUUGCCAUUUUCUUUACACAGUCACUAAAAUGAGUGAUGUAUCAGCAGAAAAACCAGAAGAAGAUUUGUGGGAAAGAGCCAGAAAAGCUGCAGACAAUCUGUACGAAAUCAAAGAAACAUUUUUUCCUCAAAACCCAGAUGACAAAGUCACCAGAUUGCAAAACGAAUCUGAUCUGGCUCUUAAACUCCUCGAUUCCAUCCCUCCUGAACAAAGGAAGUCACCUCUACAGCGUGCAACGUAUGAAUAUCUGCGAGGAAAGAUAUUGGAUGUUGUACCUGAUUACAGGAAAGAGGCAGAGGAUCAUCUCUCAAAAGCUGUGAAGUUGAAUCCCUCUCUUACAGACGCUUGGCUAUGUUUGGGCGUCAGCAUUUGGAAAAAGGGAGAUUUACCUGCUGCUAAGAACUGCUUCAAUCUUGCAUUAAGCAAGGGUCCAAAUAAGAAAAUACUUUGUCAGUUAUCUAUGCUCGAAAGAAGCAUGGCUCAAGGUUCUGAGAAUCAGAUAGAAAUUGUUGAAGAAAGCAUUCAACAUGCCAAAGAAGCUAUCACAUUGGAUGUCAAGGAUGGAAAUUCUUGGUACAACCUUGGAAAUGCAUGCCUCACAAGUUUCUUUGUGACUGGAUCUUGGGAUCACCAGAAACUUUUGCAAUCUUUAAAAGCCUACCAAAAUGCUGAGAAAGACGAAAAAAUGAAGUCCAAUCCUGACUUGUAUUUUAACUGUGCCACUGUAGACACAUAUUUAGAGAAUUAUGAGAGGGCUCUUAGGGGGUUUGAAGCUGCUGCCUUAAAGGAUCCUAGUCUUAGUGCUGCUGAGGAGGUCCAAAAGAUGGUUAAUCUUCUCGAUAAGAUAGAGAAUUUAUUGAAGGUACAUGCUAGAGGCAAACGACUUGCAUCUUUGGCAUCAUCUCUUACUGCUGCUAAGUUGAAUUCUUCUCAUAAAAUAGUCGCUGUGGAUAUGCUUUCGGAGGGUCUGAACAGAGUUGCAGUAGUUGGAAAAGUGCUAUUCUUCGUGAAUUAUGAGAAUGUCACUCCCCUAUACUAUUUGGUUUGUGAUUCAAAUCAGACAUGCUUUGUUCUAUCUGUGUACAGUGUGCGUGAUAAUGUGAUUAAAGAAGGAGAUCAGGUAACACUAUUGCAACCUUAUUACCGUCAUCAUGUUUUUUCUUGGAAAGGAAAGAGUUACAAUUUCAAGUCAAUUCGUGUGGAUUUUGUGGGGCAAAUGCUUCUGAACGGCAAAACCCUCUCACCUCAACAAGAACUUCGUUCAUCGGUCUUUGCACAACUCAAACCAUGAAAAGUAGUUUCAAGUAGAAUAUCUGUGAGCCAUGUAUUUGUAAUCGGUUUUUUUGUUGAUCUUCUCAUUUACUUAAUAUUGUUGUAACGUGUGUAAAUAGAUUAUAGGAUUGAGAGGAAAGAAAAAAAAAUACACAAGAGUGUGAAUUCCUGUUCAAGUCAAAACACCAUCUGUCAAAGAAAUAAAUUGUAGAUUUUUAUGAAG